CGCCCGAGCAGAGCGGUGGGGAAGCCACUAGUGGAAGAAGCUGGAAGAGACGGAAAACACGGAGACGGACACAAGACACGGACAGGAGACGGAGACACAGCCCCGAACACAGCGCCUCGUCCCGGCUGACCAUCUGCAGCCUUCCCCGGAGCUCGGACAUUAGCCGGAGACGAUAUGUGAACGCUCGGUUUUUUUUGGGUUUUUUUUAGCUUUUUUUGUGUGUUGUUGUUCCUCCACAGACCUUAUUUCACAACCGAGGGCAGCCGCAGUGAUCACAUCUUCCUGGGCCUUGUGGAUUGUCUCUCUGCCUUUGUCUAAAGGGAUUUCGUAUUGAUCACUACGUCCUCACAAAGCCCAUGGAUUACAGUGAGGGUGUUGGAAAGGCCUUGAUUACAGCUACGUCAACACUAUGACAUAUUUCAAGUCAAGAAAAGCCACAGCAGAAGACUGACAGGAGUUUCUUUUUUCACAUUUCACUCUCACAUUUCAGAUAUUUUUGGGACACCCAUCUUACAUUUAUUCUCUGCGUUUUGUGUAGUUUUGAGCAUGCAUUUUUGAUUUAGUCAUUUGACCCAGAUCUUUGCAGUAAACGCCCGACUUUCUGUCAUCAUGUACGGUAGUUCCCGUUCUGUCUCAAAGCUGGAUGUUGUCGGAUCCAAUGGUAACGGGUCGGCAUCUGGGAGUCCCGGUCGCUCCCCACGCCUCCCACGCUCCCCACGUUUGGGACACCGGCGGAACAGCAGCAGCAGCUCCACCGGUGGGCUUACUGGCACUGGGAAAACGUUAUCCAUGGAGAAUAUUCAGUCUCUGAAUGCUGCCUACGCUACUGGGGGUCCCAUGUACUUCACCGACACAGCUGACGAUCCGGUUGGCAUUGGGAGUCUGGGCAGUGGGCUGAAUCCCUCGCUGCCCAAAAGCACCAUGACCCUUGGCAGGGCUGGGGCCAGGGUCCCCUAUGGGGUCAGGGCGGCUGUCAUGGGGAGCAGUCCCAAUAUAAACUCUGGAGGGGGAAGUGCUGGAGCGGUCGUGCCUAGUGACGCAAUAGCAUUUGGUGGGGAACUGCAAAACCAGCCUCCACAGGCCGCUACAGUACCCCACUCCAUGAGACAGGUGAGAGAUGGUGCAAUGUCUGACCUUCAGACUCAGCUAAGAGAAGUACUAAGAGAGAAUGAACUACUGCGCAGAGAGCUGGAGGGCAAAGAGUCCAAGCUGAGUUCUUCCAUGAACUCCAUUAAGACAUUUUGGAGUCCAGAGCUGAAGAAAGAAAGAGCGCUGAGGAAGGAUGAAGCCACGAAGAUGGCUGUGUGGAAGGAACAGUACAGAGUGGUUCAGGAGGAAACACAGCAUCUUCAGUGCACCAUCCAGGCUUUACAAGAUGAGCUCAGGAUCCAGCGCGAUCUCAACCAGCUCUUCCAGUCCGAUUACUCUGAGUCUGGCCGCCUCAACCAGUCCAUCCCUCCUCAAGAAAUGACGGAGGAGAACUUCCUGCGUCUCCACGGCGAGUACGAGCGGCAGGUUAAGGAACUCUUCCUCCUGAGGAAGACUGUUGAAGAAAUGGAGCUGAGGAUAGACACACAGAAACACACACUAACUGCCAGGGAUGAGUCAAUAAAGAAGUUACUGGAAAUGCUGCAGAGCAAAGGCCUGUCUGCUCGGGCAACAGAGGAGGACCACGAGCGAACGAGGCGACUGGCCGACGCUGAAAUGACCAUCCACCAGCUGGAGGGUUUUCUGGAGCAAAGAGACAAGGAGAUGCUACAGCUCAGAGAGGAGCUGCACAGGAGAUACGAAGCAGCUCCAGAAUCAACCAAGACCAAGGCCCUGCAGACAGUCAUCGAGAUGAAGGAUGCAAAAAUCAGCUCGAUGGAGCGCGGCAUGAGGGAGCUGGAGGAGGAGGUGAUCAUGCUCAAGUCCAACGGAGCUCUGAGCAGCGAGGAGAGGGAGGAGGAGAUCAAACAGAUGGAGGUCUACAGAUCCCACUCCAAGUUCAUGAAGAACAAGGUUGAGCAGCUGAAGGAAGAGCUAACUCACAGCCAGUCAGAGAAGGAGGAGCUAAAGCAUCGAGUCAAUGAGCUUCAGCAGGAGGUGUCUGCAAUUGAACAGGCAAAGCAGGAGCUGAGUCGUAAGGACAGCGAGCUGUUGGCUCUCAGGACCAAACUGGAGACUCUGAACAACCAGUUUUCUGACAGUAAACAACAUGUGGAUGUGCUGAAGGAGUCACUCACUGCCAAGGAACAGAGAGCUGCCAUACUACAGACUGAGGUGGAUGCCUUGCGUCUCCGUCUGGAAGAAAAGGAGUCUCUUCUGUCUAAAAAGAGUCAGCAGAUAUCAGAGCUGACGGAGGAGAAAAGUACUCAGCAAGGGGAGAUCACCGACCUCAAAGACAUGCUGGACGUCAAGGAACGCAAAGUCAAUGUGCUACAGAAGAAGAUAGAGAACCUCCAGGAUCAGCUGCGGGAUAAGGAGAAACAGCUGAGCGGCCUGAAAGACCGAGUCAAGUCUUUGCAGACGGACACCUCGAACACAGACACCGCACUGGGAACACUGGAGGAGGCUCUGGCUGAGAAGGAGCGUAUCAUCGACCGGUUGAAGGACCAGCGUGAAAGGGAGGAGAAGGAAAAGGGGGACGAGAUGGAGUCCAGCAAGAAGGAGCUGAAAGAGCUGAGGGAGAAAGUCUCCCAGCUGCAGGCUGACCUGGCUGACCGUGAGACGUCAGUGUUGGAUCUGAAGGAGAAAGCUUCUUCUUUAGCCUCCUCGACUCUGAAGAAGGACAACAGGCUGAAAAGUCUGGAAAUCAGCCUGGAGCAGAAGAGAGAGGAGUGCAUCAAACUGGAGAACCAGCUGAAGAAGGCCCAGAGUGCAGCGGCCGAGUCCCAGGCCAGCACUGAACUCUCUGAACGCAUCUCCUGCCUGGAGCAGGAAGUGACCCAGCACAAAGAGGAUGCUGGGAAAGCCCAAUCUGAGGUGGAACGACUUCUGGAGAUCCUCAGGGAGAUGGAGAAUGAAAAGAACGACAAGGAGAAAAAGAUCCACGAAUUGGAGAGUCUUGCCUCAAGACAGAUGAAGGACCAGUCGAAGAAAGUGGCCAACCUGAAGCACAAGGAGCAGCUGGAAAAGAGCAGGAACGCCCAGCUGAUGGAGGAGGCCAAGAAGAGAGAGGACAAUAUGAACGAAAGCUCCCAGCAGAUAAAGGACUCCCUCCGUCAUAAGGAGGAUCGCAUUGAGGAGCUGGAGGAGGCGCUGAGGGAGAGCGUUCAGAUCACAGCAGAGAGGGAGGUGGUUCUUGCCCAGGAGGAGCAGGCCCGAACACAAGCCGAGAAACAGCUCUCUCACAUUCCAAUGCAUGAGUUCACCACAAGCGGAUUUAGGUGGUCAAAGGUGGAGGACCUGCUGGUUGCCAUGGAGAAGGUAAAACAGGAACUGGAGGUGAUGAAAGCCAAGCUGUCGUCAACACAGCUGUCACUGGCCGAGAAGGAGGGUCACCUGACCGCCCUGCGAGCCGAGAGGAGGAAACACCUGGAGGAGGUCCUGGAGAUGAAGCAAGAAGCACUGCUGGCAGCAAUAAGUGAGAAAGAUGCCAACAUCGCCCUACUAGAGCUCUCCUCGUCCAAGAAGAAGAAAACCCAGGAAGAGGUGGCAGCUCUGAAAAGGGAGAAGGAUAGUCUGGUUCAGCAGCUUAAACAACAGACGCAGAACAGGAUGAAGCUGAUGGCCGACAACUACGAGGACGACCAUCUGAAGGUCACAUCUCCAAACUCAGAGCAGCCCAACAAUCACAAGCCCUCCCCAGAUCAGAUUCUCUCUCCACUCCUGGAUCUCAAUCAGAAUCGCAGUAAACUGAAGCUGUACAUCAGUCACCUGACCUCCCUGUGUCAGGAGCGAGACCCAAUCAUAUUGCAGGACUUUGCCCCGCCCCCCGCCUAUCACCGCUCUGACUCCGCCUCCUGGCAUACGCAGCUGCACAGCAUGACGCAGGAACAGUUGGAGGCGGAGUUAGCUCUGUGUGAGAGGGAGGGGGCGGAGCUCCAGGAGUACGCCAACCAGGUCCUGCAGCAGAUCGCUGACCGGUGCCCCGACAUUUUGGAACAAGUUGUCAACGCCUUGGAGGACAGCUGCUGACAGAUCAACACACACACUGACUGACAUCCACACAUUCAUUAGCAUUUAAAGUCAGAAGGCAAGAAAACACGCAGCAAACGUCGAACACUCAGUCGCACACACAGACCCAUCAGAAGACUCCAGAUGCACCCCAUAAUAAUCCCCUCGUACACAAAUGAAAUCACAGUGUUGGAUGGAUGAAGAUGAAGACUUUCCCUUCCUUGGCUCUUCUGUUACCUGCUGUUCUGUUACCUGCUCUUCAGUCAUCUCAUUUCCACAGUCGGGAAAAGCAGAUGUAAGAAAAAAAAUCCUGUUAUUACUGAAAGAUAUUCCUCCGCAGUGUCUUUAGUCGCUAUGAUUUUGAACAAACUGUGCCAGCUGAAGGAAAUAGUGUUCAUUUUUCAGUUCAAAGUGCUCUGUUGGCAUGUGAGUUAAUUGGAAAUAGUUGAUGUUCUACAUGUAUUUUCCUAAAAAAAAAAAAAAAAGUCCGACACAGAAGGAGCCUUCACUGCACUCGCCAUCUGGGACACUUCACAGCGGCCAUCUUGUGUCCUGGCGAUCAGCAGUCGGACUCUGGGAAAAUAUUCUCGAACCUUAAUAAAAAGGGUGAAAUUGGGUUGAGUUUGCCAGGUUGUUUCUGAUGUUAGACUUACAUUCUGUUGCCACAUUGUUAUUUGAUUGGUGCAGAUACAAAAGUGUGUUUAUUUCAGCUGCCUUUAGCUCCUUACAUCAUUUGCUGCUAUUUUUUUUAACUUUUAGCCUCUGUUUUUCUUUUUUCUUCCAUCUCUUGUGUUUUUUUUUUUCUUUUUCAGGUGUCUGAUGAAAUGUCCCGACUUGUAGUUUCCUUCAGCAGUAAUCUCUAGAUAGUUGUGUAAAUUGCAAAAGCGAGAGGUUUAAUUAACAGAUACACAGCUUUCAUCAGGGGGGAACACGACACUUUAAUCUAUUUGUUUUCCAUUACAGAUGAAAGGCACAAACUACAAUAAAUCUCGCAAUGCUCCCUUUAUUAAAACACACCAGUGUUGAUGGUUUGUGUUUCUUUUUAACCUCAGAAAGCAUCUUGUCUUGUUCACUUAACCCCCUUUUCGACCAGGGUGGAGCCCGUUCGGAGUUGGAGCCGGCGCCCGACUUGGCGCCGGUUUUUUGUGUUUCGACCACCGGAGCUGCGGCUCUGGGCUCCAAAAACUGGGGCCGUUUCGGGCACCAACUCGUUGCUGGGCCAGAGGUGGCCAGAGUUGAGAGCCGAGCACGUCACGGGCAGAGGGCAGGGUGACAUCUAAAAACAUCUAAAAAGAUAAACAUAGAUAUGAUCAUCAACUUAUUGCGCAUGUUUAACCGCUAAGUAAUCAAUGCAAGUGUAGUCGAAGCUAAGUAGCUAAGCUAACGCUAGCACGUUUACUGUUAAGUAUCCAAACGUCUUUGAUAAUUACCUUUCUUCUCAAACGUGAUCGCCAGGCAUUGGAACGGCGACGCCGAUGAGUAACCCCUAACAGAAGGUUUUGCUGUUCAGCAAUGGCGAGACACACUAGCAAAGCCAUGUACACCACUCCAAUGAAGUCCUCAAUUGUUGUUGUGUGGGUUUCCGUACGGCAUGAACGCUGUUGAACGGCUACGUACGCAGUACGUACACACGUUUUGUGGUGGCGCAAUGACGCAGCUCCAACUUUGCUCCUUCUGAAUGGAAACACAAACCCGUUCUGGGGCGGCACGAGAUUUGAACCAAAACAGCACUGGCUCUCAACUUUGAACCAACCUAGCACCUGGUGCUCUUUGGUCGAAAAGGGGCUUUACAGAAGUUGAGUUCAGAUGAUUCCUCACAAAAAUCCCUUUUUGUGACAAUCCCUUUAGAGUUAACACGAGGUGAAAUCUGAACUUACCCACUUACUGAAACAUCUUUUGUUUUCUUUCUUUCCUGGGAGGGAGGGGAUAUAAAAAUAAAUGUUAUAUAAAUAUAUUUUUUGCUUUUGGUAAUAUAUAUAUAUAACACUAAUCUUGUUUUAAUUGAAGAUGUUGUCAGCUAUUGGUUGGUAUGCUACAUAACGUGUCAAAUUCUUUUCUUGUCUGGUUUGUGAGUUACCACAGAUUUGUUCCAUAAGCAGGACGCUGUUACUGGGAACGUAUGUUGCACCUACACGAGGCUCUGCGUCCACCGGGAGCAUUUUCUCAGAAUCGGUUUCUUGUUCUUGUUGUUUACAGUGGAAAUGACACUGCAUGUUUCCCACAGUGCUGACAGCCUUAGCAUGAUUUAAACGCUUACGGCACUGAGCACUAGAGGUUCAGAUUGUUUCGACUUAAAGCAAAAAUUCCUCUAACAGUCUGUUUUUUUCAGUCUUAUAAUGUAGUGAAGCCACGACACAGGAACCGUUUAGCUGCUCCCUGCAAAGAAACACCUGGUGGACACAAAGCCUCGAGUCUCGGAUUUACAACGCAAACUCAAAUCUGACUGCACACCUGGAUCUGAUCUGAAAGUAUAAAAAGAAACAGAGGGUUUAGUGUUUUGGCACCAAAGCAGUGAUUUAAAACUGCUCUAUGUCACAUGGGUGUAAAUGAGGAGUUCCAUUUCAAAGGUGUGUCAAAUCACCUGAUAUCGGCUAGAAUUUCUUCAAAUUUCUGAAAUCUUUAAAAGACUUAGUGACACUUCAGACUAUAAGUAAGGUUAAAACACAGUGAGUGUUAUAUUUUGACAUGAAACUCCGUCACAUAUGAGCUUGUGUUGUAAAUUCAGUAUUUUGUUGUCUGUUUUAUACUGAUAAUGUUUGUGACUGGCAAUGGCAAUGACUGGGACUCACUUUGAAUUUCUUGUGGAUUGAAAAUUGGAAUGAGAGAAUGGAAUAAAAUAUGGAUUUACCUUUA
Messenger RNA from Amphiprion ocellaris (clown anemonefish), 6951 nucleotides. Its product is annotated as ELKS/Rab6-interacting/CAST family member 1-like. Lineage: Eukaryota; Metazoa; Chordata; Actinopteri; Pomacentridae. Gene Ontology annotation, biological process: regulation of synaptic plasticity; neuromuscular synaptic transmission; maintenance of presynaptic active zone structure. Gene Ontology annotation, molecular function: structural constituent of presynaptic active zone. The transcript has 24 exons. The record is from RefSeq and is a predicted model, not a curated record. Bases 610 to 4119 code for a protein of 1169 amino acids. Gene Ontology annotation, cellular component: cytoskeleton of presynaptic active zone.